This is a messenger RNA of Cyprinus carpio (common carp), 2668 nucleotides long. It is a transcript of the gene myef2, whose product is annotated as myelin expression factor 2. NCBI's taxonomy places the organism in Eukaryota, Metazoa, Chordata, Actinopteri, Cypriniformes, Cyprinidae. Gene Ontology annotation, cellular component: cytoplasm; post-mRNA release spliceosomal complex; nucleus. Gene Ontology annotation, biological process: regulation of mRNA stability involved in response to oxidative stress. Gene Ontology annotation, molecular function: mRNA binding. The record is from RefSeq and is a predicted model, not a curated record.
AGGCCACUGAAGUCUCGCGUGUUCUCGCGAUAGCGGAGUGAGCGGGACGCGCGCUGGAGAGGAGCAGCAGUGAUGGCGGACGCGGAGCUGAAUGACACUAAACAUGAAGAAUCUGGCGAUUCUCCCGCUGACGAAGGAGAAGCGGAGCCCCAGCAGACACAGGAGAACUCCAAUGGCGUUAAAACCGACGCCGAGGAGAAGCCGGAGCCCAAAGAGAAGAGCCGAAAGUCGCACCGCUAUCAUCCCUACAAAGAGCGUCACGGCGGCGGCGCGGCGGACAAGAAGGCCGCUCACAGGAACCGGGUGUUCAUUAGCAAUAUCCCUUAUGAUAUGAAGUGGCAGGCAAUUAAAGAUCUAAUGCGUGAGAAAGUUGGUGAGGUUACAUACGUGGAACUCUUUAAGGAUGGAGAAGGAAAGUCAAGGGGCUGUGGCGUGGUUGAGUUCAAAGAUGAAGAGUUUGUGAAGAAAGCCAUCGAGGUCAUGAGCAAACACGAUCUGAACGGACGGCCGCUGAACAUUAAGGAGGAUCCGGACGGGGAGCAUGCGCGGCGCGUCCUGCAGAGAUCAGGCCGGAUGUUCGGAGCGGGUCGAGGUCAAGACGCCGGGAUAAACAUCCCUCCCUCCAUCGCCAACAACCCCAACCCCCCCGAAAUAACAACAGCGCUCCACACCCCACACCUCUCCACAACUGUGUGUGUUUUGCAGCUGGACUUUAAGGUGGGCUGGAAGAAGCUGAAGGAGGUGUUCAGUAUGGCAGGGACAGUGAGGAGAGCCGACGUCAAAGAAGACAAGGACGGGAAGAGCCGAGGCAUGGGGACCGUCACCUUCGAGCAGCCGCUGGAGGCCGUCCAGGCCAUCUCCAUGUUCAACGGUCAGAUGCUGUUUGACAGACAGAUGCACGUGAAAAUGGAUGAUAAAUCACUUCCUCCAGAUGACUUCCGGCCUGCGGAGAAAGCGCCACAGUUACCCAGAGGUCUCGGCGGCAUCGGGAUGGGUUUGGGUCCCGGCGGUCAGCCAAUCAAUGCCAACCGUCUCAGUGGAGGAGGCGUCGGCUCCAUGGGACCCGGAGGGAUGGACGGGCCGGGCUGCAGCAACAUGAACCGCAUGAGUGGGAUGGGCGGAGGCUUCUCUGGGAUGGACUGCAUGGGAGGAAUGGGAGGAUUCGGAGGCAGAGACAUGGCACCCAUGGGCCGAAUGGGAGAUGUGUAUCGCUCUGGAAUGGCGGGGAUGGACAGAGACUUCGGCAGAGGUGACAUGGGAAUGAGCCGCCCCUUCGGAGACUCGUUUGGAGGUAGUGGUUUGCAUGUGUUUGGGUCUGUAUGAUAUGCAGGGAUGGGGAAUGCUGGGAUGGGACCCAUGGGCUCUGGAUUAGGAGGCGGAGCGAUGGUGAACAUGGGAAUGGACCGCAUGAACUCCGGCUUCGACCGGAUGGGCGGGGACAUGGGGCGUGGCUUCGGCCAGUACGGCGGCGGCGGCUCGGGUCACAUGGGUGGAAUGAGUGACAGGGGGGCGGGGUCUAAGGCCGGAUGCCAGAUCUUUGUGAGAAACCUCUCGUACGAUCUGACCUGGCAGAAGCUCAAGGAGAAGUUCAGUCACUGCGGUCAGGUGAUGUACGCCGAGAUCAAGAUGGAGAACGGCAAAUCCAAAGGCUGCGGCACGGUGCGCUUCGACUCUCCGGAGAGCGCAGAGAAAGCCUGCCGGAUGAUGAACGGAACCAAGAUCAACGGACGAGAGGUUGAUGUUCGUAUCGACCGCAACGCUUGAGACACACACACACACACACACACACACACACACACACACACACACACAGAGGCCAGCUUUUGUUUUGUUUUAAAAACAUCAUGACUGUCAUAUCAGCGAUCUCACCAGCUUCAGCUCCAUGUGUUAGAGACCACCUUUAUCUGCACUUUUGCUUUUUUUUUUUUUUUUUUUUUUUUUUUUGUAAACAUUUUAAUUUGUGGGACGUUUGUCUCUGACUAAAUUUUAAGAAAUAAAAAGCUGGCUGUUGUAAAUUCAGUCUGGGUCUUGUAUUGUUCAUUUUUAUCUUAAUAUUUUGUAUUCCCAAAAACACUAUGCUUAAAACAAAACAAUUUUAUGCAAUUAAUUUUAACAUAAUUUAAAAUCACAACAUAAAAUACAUAAUACAACAUAAUUACUUUUUAUAAUCAAACAAGAAACUCAGACAUCAAAACCUGGUGUCAUUCUAAAGAAAUUUAAUAUUUGAGACCUUAAGAAAUAUGUCUCAAUACUUGCACUUUAUGAACUUAGGAACUCCUUUAAGAAAAAGCUAUUUCUCAAAAAGUUAUUUUUUUACUCGUAAAAAGUCACCAAGUAGUGUAACAUCUGACACGGUUUAUUAAAAGGUUACAGUUCUAAAGAUGUUUAUGUUGGGAUUUAUGUACGGAAACGUAAGAAAAAUGGUAGAUAUAUUUUGUAUUCCCAAUAAUACUUAAGAAUUUAAAACCCUUCUUAAGACAUCAAUUAUGUAAAAUAAUGUUUUUAACAAAUCAUUGUAAAUAAUAAGGUAACCUGCAAGACGUUUAAUGGAAUUUAUUGGCUUAUUUCAAAUAAGUAUGAAGUAUUAAUCACACUAAUCUAGCAAACAAACUGUGUUAAUAUUAUAAAUGGACAAAUAUAGCACUAAGAGUUACUAGAGGAAAGAAUA